CGUGUAUACUGAGACGGGUUGGAGAUGAAGAUACAAGUCUCCAUUAGGUUUCGCGGAGAAGACUAGAAAUCGCGUAAGACGUUAUCGCGCAUAUAUGCGUGUGUCGCAGCUCGUGAUCGAGAGAAAGAGGCAGAGAGUGGGGCCAACGAUUUCUGAGAGCACGUUCGACGAGGCAACGCGACAGCAGUCUGCUUUGUAACGCGUCGAACGGUGAUGAUAUGCCGCCAUUACGCGCGCUUCGAUUCCAUCGGCAGUUCGUUUAUCAGUGAGUGCUCGACGAGCGGCAAUCGCACGACCGAGAUACAUUCUUCUCGAUAAAGACGCACGUUUCUGAAAUACGUAAACGAUAUAUCCACAGAUCGCGUUGCAUCUACUCCGUUUUAUUGUACGCAGCGCGAUCCGUGGCGGUGACGUGGACCGAGCGCGAUACGGUAUCGGCCCAGGAACCCGCGGCGUUUCCGGUCAAAUUAAACCCGGGAAUACCGUGCGCGAAAAGGGAGCAUCGGGAAUACCAGUUAUCCAUUUGUCCGCUCUUUUCCUCGUUUUUGCUUCUCCUCGCGAGAACCGAGCGCUCUCCGCGAGCGAUUCCACCUCCAAGGCGCGUCGUCGUCCUUCGGGCCGCCGCGUGGCGUCAUCGCUGAAGCCAGUAUCUGUCCAACAGUGUCGUAGGAUCAACCAAGAUAACAGACAGCGGCUUUCGUUCGCGUUGUACUUUGUUCUCGCGAGAGACAGCGAGCGGUGUCAACGACGUGUUGAAAAGCUCCGUUGGCACCAGGACCGAAUGAAGCCAGCCCGUCCGCGAAGCGCUCUCCACGGUGACGGCAGCAUGUCGUCAUAGAUUUGACGCGGUGGGCCUGGUGUUGACAAAGUGACCGCCGCCAGCGCGAACGAUGAUUUGUGCGAGAAUUUUUCGCGUAGCGCAUGGGCAUGGUGACACUGGUGCAGCAGCCGCAGCAAACGCCCGACGGUAAUCACCAGCGUCAGAAGGAGCUGGACCACGUGAACGGCGCUGUCGUGUCCGCCGAGAGCCACGCGGUCGACAGGUUUCGCGGCGAGGCUGCGCGCUAUGCGGCGGAAACCGCGGUCGUCGCCCCGGGCAUUGGUAGCGCUGGAGGUUCCUCUACGCAGUGCAGUGACGUAGACGACGACGAGGACGAUGAGGAAGAGGAGACGGACGUCGAGGAGGGCGUCGGCGACGGCUGGAUCGCGAAUCUGCCGGUGCCGUCGACCAUCGUCCAGCAGCACCAGGAGGUCGCCACCGCGAACGGCGACGUCGUCCUGCCGAACGUCGAUCCGUCCAACUUCGGCGACGUCUGCGUCAAGAACUCGACGAACGUGCACCUGGGUAACAAGACCUUCUACAAGGGCCCGGUCACCAUCAAGCAGUUCGUUUACACGAAUCCCACGCCGAUCCUUGAUAUUCUCGACCCCGGCCGCGCCUCCGACGUCAGCACCUCGGAUUUGCCGACGAGCAAGGACGUCGAGGCCCCAAACAGGCCCAUCUUUCCGCCAAAUACUAAAUUAAGUAAAGUGACGCAAUGGUGCUCGAAGAGGAAAUGCCCCGUUUUGUCGUGCGUUACAGCUGUAAUAGUUGUAGUUAUUGUGCUGAGCCUAGUUGUAUCUUUCACUCGCCCGGACACACUCCCGGAAAUUCCAGACUCGUCGAUCGAGGGCGUAACGGUAACAUCGGUACGCUUUGUCGAGAGGAACGAAUGGGGCGCGCAGCCACCCUCGGAGCCGCUGACGAAAAUGAAGCUGCCAGUACCAUACGUAAUCAUUAGCCACACCGCGACGGAGUUCUGCACGACGCAGUCGCAGUGCACGUUCCACGUGAGAUUUGCUCAGACCUUCCACAUCGAGUCCAGGAAGUGGUCGGACAUCGCCUACAACUUCCUCGUCGGGGGCGACGGCCUCGCGUACGUCGGCAGAAGCUGGGACUUCGUCGGCGCCCAUUCCUUCGGCUUCAACAACAGGAGUAUCGGCAUCUCCUUCAUCGGCACAUUCAACACGGUCGUGCCGCCUAAGGUGCAACUGCACGCCGCGCAAAAGAUCAUCGAGCUCGGCGUCAAGGCCGGGAAGAUCGCGUCCGACUACAUACUGCUGGGCCACCGACAAAUUUCCAAGACUCUGAGCCCCGGAGACGCCUUGUACAAUGAAAUUAAACGGUGGCCCCAUUGGGCACCGCAGCCCUGAUCCCAAUAGCUUUAACAUUUGUCAAUGAGAUACAAUUUCUGUGAAAAUAUUCUCAUCUUUUUUUUUAUCAAAUCUGUAUGCACCAACUAACAGUUACAUAACAUCGAUAUUAUAAUUUUCUAUUCAACAAUGUAACUGUUAUACAUAUAUAACAUGUGUUCACAUUUGUAUUGAAUGAGAAAUUAUAAUAUUAACAAUGUAACUGUCGGUGUUCACUGGGCAGUUGCCAGCUCUCAGAUAAAUAAUUCCAACAAGCUUGGACAACAUUUAGCUGAAAAUACCGCGAGCCCUUUAUUACUGUUUCGAAUGUAAAAUCCUUUUACGUUCGAAUACAAUGAGGCGACAAAAGAAGCGGUUCCUGCAGAUUUCGUAGCAUCGAUAAAUCUUAUUAGAAGCUAACUAUAGUAAAUGAAGGGAGUAAGCGUCAUACGUUAAAAGACAUCGAACGUUGAAGGUACGCUGGUUGAACCUCGUGGUGAAAUUAAUAUUAGCGUUUGUACCAAUUUGAAACAAGUUAAUUUUAAAAAUCGCCGUGGAAAUAUGUAUCGAGUGCCAGACAAAAGGUACCACAGUAAGAAGAGUCAAAGCGGUCCGCUUUGGUCAACCGCACGCGUUCACCGCAGUUUAUAAAAAGAAAUGAAGGUACCAACGUGACAAUUGCUAUAUUUUAUAGCGUGCCAAAUUUACCGCAAUCAUGUUAACACGGGAAAUGGAGAGCAUCUUGUAUAUACUAUUAGAAAAUGUAACAUUUCCUGUACGUUUAACGAGCCUAUGAUCUUUUUUUUAAAUAAAGAAAACGUGUCCAGA
This is a messenger RNA of Vollenhovia emeryi, 3000 nucleotides long. Its product is annotated as peptidoglycan-recognition protein LC-like. The record is from RefSeq and is a predicted model, not a curated record. The transcript is spliced from 4 exons. The coding region runs from base 922 to 2193 and encodes 423 amino acids. Gene Ontology annotation, biological process: peptidoglycan catabolic process. Gene Ontology annotation, molecular function: zinc ion binding; N-acetylmuramoyl-L-alanine amidase activity. NCBI's taxonomy places the organism in Eukaryota, Metazoa, Arthropoda, Insecta, Hymenoptera, Formicidae.